CUCACUGGGCCCAUGCCAUGGGUUCUUCAAUUGGCCUUCGACCACUACAGUACUUGCUCCUCCUAAACCUAGUAGGUCUCCCUUCGUUUUCCUGCUCCUCAUGUCAAAUACUCACCUUACGGUUCGAUAAGUGCGUUUAUUAUCAUCCGUCGCAGCUAAUACCAGUCGCAGCUCAUGCGACAGUCAAGGGAGCAUGCGACACCGCCAUGCGACAGUAGUAGCAUGCGAUGCCGGACGCAACGGCUAAUGCGCAUCGAUAUCGUGUUCGUAAAAGGGCUAAGAAUGCACAUUCUCACAAUCCCUACCACUACUGCAGGCGACAUGCCGCCGCACCUUGCGUCUCGUCGACACCGCGAAGCUUCCUUGCGGGGUCGGAUCCUCGUGCUAGUACUCGUUAUAGCGUUAACGGAGCUUCGUACGGAGAGUACGGGAAGCGCCGCGACAGGUUUAGGGGCGGAAGCUAGCGAGCACAGGAGUUUCCGUAAUGCGGAGAUCGCUAAUAUUAAUCAAGUUAAUAUGAACAUGUCUUUUAGUCUGCUGGAGUACAAAAACGAAAUACCAGGCUCUCACGAAUCAUUCGUCAGGCAAAUCCAACUCGCGAAGGCUGUGCUUUCGGAUGCUGCUGACUCGGUCGAUUCUCGCUCUGACUCUUAUCGAGACGCUGACUCUGAUCAAGACGCUGGUUAUAAUAAGAACGCUUACGCUAAUUCUUACCCUGAUCGAAACGCUUACUCUCAUCAAAUCUCUUACCCUGGUCAAAACGCGGAAUCUGACAAAAACGCUGACUUCGAUGGAACUGCUCGCACUUCCGAUCAUGGGACCGCAGUACCCAGUAUCGCGAAUAGCAGCACGAGCCUUGAUGGUCACGAUGCGAGUGUUCGGCUUGCAUCCAGGCGAGUGGUGAGGAGAGGCUUGCAAGCCGCGCAGGAGACAGUCUCGGAGGAUACAGUCGCGGGGGAUACAGUCGCGGGGGAUGCAGUUGCGGGGGAUACAGGCGCGGGGGAUACAGGCGCGCGGGGAGCAGGCUCGCGGGACGAUGGCGCUAGAAAGUUAGUGGCGGGGGGUGGUGGCGCGGGAACGGUCGCGAGAGGUGCGAACCAGAGCAAGGCGGAGCUGUCUCUCGGAUGCCUGUUCGCCUACGACCUGCCUGGCGGCGCCGACAUGCUCGCUGCCUCUGUGAUGGCAGUGGAGGAAAUCAACGGCGAUCCCAGCAUCCUGCCCAACCACGUGCUGCAUCUGACGGUGCAAAACUACUCCAUCGCCGAUCUCGCCAGUCAGCUCGCAGCAUUUGAGCUACUGAAGAACCACCCGGUGGCCGUGAUUGGUCCGCACACAUCUGAUCAGGCUGCCCGAUUCAGCCCGCUGGCAGCAGCAACCCAGGUGCCGUUCAUUUCCCCGUCAGCAACGGACGUGCAGCUCACGCUAGGCGCCCACCGCCCCUACUUCAUGCGCACUGUGGCCAGCGACGGCGUGCAGAUGACAGCCAUGGCAGCACUGAUCAAGCACUACAAGUGGAAGCAGGUGGCACUCAUUUACAGCGACGAUCGAUUCGGUCGGAACGGAGUUGCUGCCCUCAGCACACAGCUUCUCUCCAUUCAAGCAGAGGCGGAUGUGGUAGCGCGUGUGCCCAUCCCCCCAUCAGCCACACGUGACGGCGUGCAAGGGCUGAUGUCGUCUCUGCUUCUGCUGGACGUGGCAGUCUAUGUGCUGCACGCUUCCCCUGACGCAUACACAGCCGCUGUCGAAGCAGCCCAAAGGCUGAGUCUUCUUAGGAGGAGCAGCGUCUGGAUUUCCUCCGAAGCAGCGGCCGUCAUCAGUGCAUCGACAGGCCAGAGAGUGGAUGGCCUCAUCUUCACAGCCACGUACGUGCCUCCUUCCGCUCGACUCACAUCGUUCCUUGAUCGCUGGAAGCAGCUCAAUGCCUCGCAGUACCCAGGACUCAGCAGAACGAAGCCGUCACCGUACGCCCUCUCAUCACAUGAUGCUGUCACCCUCGUUGCAACAGCACUGCACACCCUGCUCUAUCCCCCGCCUGCUGCUUCAAGGCGAACACCUUCCAAGGCACUUCACAAAGGGAAGCAGCAGCAGCCGAUGAAACAGCAGCGAGUGCAGCAGCAACAGCAACCAGGGGGACAGCAGCAAGCAUUCCAGCAGUUGAAUCUGCCUCUGCUCCCCCCACUUCCCAACGGCACCGACGACGCACUUGUCCCAGAAAUCACCCACCUCCGAAGGAGCACAAUCGGCCCCACUCUUUGGGAGGCGCUUCUCAAGACAAGCUUCGUUGGCCUCCAGGGCAGGAUGUCUUUCACGUCGCACGGCGACAUGGCAAUGAACGAGACGCUCAUUCUCAACAUACAGCCAGGGGCGCCAGUGGAAGUGGGCCGCUGGUCCUCCACCCAAGGCCUUAUCCCAAACCUCCGAACCUCUUCAGCUCCAACGGCCUCUCGCACAGGCUCGGGCGCACCCGCGGGUCCAGGCCCGGUCGCAAGCCCGACCCCAGGCCCAUUCACCGGCUCGAGUGGACAGGCGUUGAAUGACCUUCCUAUUAUCUUUCCUGGCGGGCUCACACAGGUCCCAACAGGAUCAUUUCCCAAGACGCGGGUUCGGAUUGCUGUGCCCAAUAAGCAGCAAUACAAGGAGUAUGUGAACGUGUCGGAUGCUUUCGGGGAGGGCAACGCCCGCUUCUCAGGCUACUGCGUGGAGCUCUUCCGCCUGGCGGUUACGCGGUUACCCUACGAGCUGGACUACGACUUUGUGCUGUACGGGGACGAGUCCCUCAGCUACACGCAGAUGGUGCUGGCUGUGGCCAAUAAGACAUACGAUGCGGCAGUGGGGGACAUCACAGUGCUUGACUCCAGGAGCAAAGUCGUCUACUUCACCCACCCCAUUCAACAAUCAGGGCUGGGCGUGAUCGGCUACUCGCGCCCCUACACCAACCCCUGGCUGGCCUUUGACCCCUUCACGCCUGCCAUGUGGGCUGUCACUGCAGCCCUGUGUGUGUUCACAGGCCUUGUUGCAGUGCUUCUAGACGGACACGUGACACCGGCAUUCCAGGGCAAGCUGCACACGCGGAUGCUGACAGCCGUGUGGUAUGGCUGGGUCACAUUCUACAACAUUCCUGUGUACCACAUCCGCUCAACGCUCGCACGGAUAGUGGUGUCGCUCUGGCUGCUGCUCUCCUUCAUUAUAGCCACAUCCUACACUGCCAGCCUCACCUCCAUCCUCACACAGCAGAAGCUCGUCCCGCAAAUCCUUGACAUCUAUUCAGCGCUCACCAGCAAUUCACCCAUUGGCUACCAGCAGGGCUCCUUUGUGCACGCCUAUCUGUUACAGCUGGGUGUUGCUCCGGACAAGCUGAUAUCCCUGGCUGGGGAGAGCGAGUUCUCCUCCUCUCUCUCAUCAGGCCGAGUCACAGUGAUAGUCGACGAGGACCCCUACCUCAACCUCCUCGCUGCUGCCUUCUGCGAUGUGGCUCAGGCGCCUCAGCCCUUCUCCGUUCUCAGCCUCGCCUUUGCCUUCCCCAAGGGCUCCCAGCUGGGAGUGGACAUCUCGCAGGCCAUCAUCGAUCUUCAGAUGCUGGGCGAGCUGGAGCGGCUCAAGACGCAGUACUUACAGAAGGACAGCAUCUGCAGCGACGACCAAUCUAACUCUGCAGUGUUUGCUCAGCUCGAUGCUCAGAAGUUCUCUGCCCUUUUCAUUCUCUAUGCUGCCGUCUCUGUCCUCUGCUGCACCGGCUAUGUCGCUCUCCUCAUCCACCGCGGUUACCGUUACAUCCAGGAAACACACGGGCACCAAGAUCUCCAGCAGUGGCACAUGGAGCAGCAGGAGGGUGAGCUGUGGUAUGGCCAGGAGCACCAGGAGCACCAGGAGCGGUGCUCUGACAACAACACACGCCAUCCAGACCUUGCCAGGGAUCCUUAUGCUUACUACAGACGGGACAACGACGACGGCGGCGAAAACAAUAUUGACAAUUAUGCUGAUGAGGAGGGGGAGGAGGAUGACAAUGGUAGGGCUGGUGUGAGGGGCAGGGGAGAUGCUUUAGUGUGCUCGCUGCGUGCUGGCUCCUCUUAUAACGGCCUUUCAUGCGGGCUCGGCUCUUGGGACGCUGCAGCCUCACCAGCUGGCAGUUAUGGCAGCAGCAGCACAACCCCGCUCUUUAAAGGCGGCAGCAGCAGCAGCAGCAGCAGCUGCAGCGGUGGCGGCAGCAGCAGCAAACCCCUCCUCUUUAGCAGUGGCAGCAGAUGCAUCAGCAGCGGCUUUGCGUUUGGUGCUGGGGUCGCGAGCACCAGCCACAGCACUGCCACCAGGAACGCCGCCGCCAGUUGCAUUCCUUUCCUCCACCCAUCUGCCACAUCUGCCGCAUCCAGUCCAGCUGACCUGAUCCCCGGUGCCAGCUUGCCGUACCAAGGGGGGUCGCGACAUGGAGGCCUGGGGGGGUCAAGGCAGGGGAGCAAGCAGCUGGCGGUUUUAGAUGCCCUGCUUGAGGAAGACGGGGAGGAGGGGGGGGGUGGGGAUGAGAAGGGGAAGGAAGGGGAUGGAGAGAGGAGGGAAGCGGAUGGGAAGGGGGAGGAAGGGGAUGGGGAGUUGGGGGGUGGAGAUGAGGGGCGCACUCAGUCCGCUACUGCUGUAGUUGAGUCUGGUGCGGUGCUUGCUUCUAGCUCUGGUACUGCUGCUUCUUCUAGCUCGGGUGCUGCUGCUGCUUCGGAUGCUGUUACUGCUACUGGUAGUUCAUUUAGUCGGGCCAAUUCUUUGGUUCCCAUCUCAAUCGAGAAUCCAGCAGCACUGGCAGCAACAGCAGCAGUAGCAGUAGCAACAGCCACAGCAUCAGCACCAGCACCAGCACCAGCACCAGCACCAGCACCAGCACCAGCACCAGCACCAGCACCAGCAUCAGCACCAGCACCACCACCAGCACCAGCAGCAGCAGCAGCAGCAGCAGCAGCAGCAGCAGCAGCAGCAGCAGCAGGAGCAGCAGCAGCAGCAGCAGCAGCGCCAGCACCAGCACCAGCGCCAGCGCCAGCAGCAGCAGCAUCAGCAGCAGCAGCCGCACCAGCACCAGCACCAGCACCAGCGCCAGCAGCAGCAGCAGCAGCAACAGCAGCACCAGCACCAGCAUCGGCACCAGGAUUUGCAGAAGCAGCAGACACAACAGCAGAAGCAGCUGCAAUUGAAGCAAAUCGAUCAGUCACUUCCGGAGUCACGUUUGCCGCCGCUCCUGCUGCUGAUAGUGCUGCAACUGCUAACACCACUGCCACUCCUGCCACUGCUGCUACCCCUGCCACCCCUGCCACCACAGUCGCUGCUGCUACCCCUGCCACCCCUGCCAUCCCUGCCACCCCUGCCACCCCUGUCACCCCUGCCACCCCUGCCACCCCUGCCACCCCUGCCAUCCCUGCCACCCCUGCCACCCCUGCCACCCCUGCCACCCCUGCCACCCCUGCUACUGCUGCCAGCACUGCCGCUGCUACUACCCCUGCUACCGCAGCAGCCAAAGCAGUGGUGAACAGAGCAGCAGACCAGGUGUCAACUAAGAUUCUAUCCUCCGUGGGUGCAUCGCUCGACAUGGCUGCCAAUGUGCAACCAAGAGCAGCAUUCCCUAAAGCAGCCUAUGCUGCCAACAGCACUAACAACAGCAGUACUAGUGUUACUAACUUGUUUCCGAAAGUUAAAGGUUUGGCCAGUGUGGGUAGUGUGACUGCCAUGGUCCCGAAAGUGGGGGGUAUUGCAAGUGUGGCAAGUGUGGCUAACGUGUCUAACGUGCUACCCGGCAUGGCAGCUGUACAUAGGAUCAUUGAGACGUCCCAGGAGGGUGUGGUUACCAUGCAACGGACCAUGGACGAUUUAAUGGAUAAAUUCAACAAGGGCCUGGAGUGGAGUCGGGAGAAGCAUCUGGAUCCGGAAAACAUCCGACGGCAGACAGGCUAUUCCGCAGCAUCCAUCCUCCCGGACUUCUCCCCUUCCCCAAGCAACCCCUCGAGGAAACACAGCAGCACUGUCACACGUCCCUCCACCUCUUCUGGCGCCUUUCUCCGUGCCUCCAGUGCUGGCGAUGCCCUCGCUUCUCCCGCCUCUGCCUCUUCUUCCAAUCUCAGCGGUUCAAGUCUAAUCAGAGCGCCCCAUGUCGCACGUCCCUCCACUGCCUCUGGCCCCUUUCACCGUGCUUCUAGUGCGGGCAAUCCUCGCGCUUCUCCUGCCUCUGCCGCUCCUUCCAAACAAGUCAAUGGUCCGAAUCUCCGCAGGGCUUCCCCUGUCACACGUCCCUCCACUGCUUCGGGCUCCUUCCACCGUGCCUCUAGCGCUGGCGAUUCUCUCACUCCUCCCGCCUCUGCAUCUCCUUCCAGUCAGGUUUAUUUCUCAGGUCACCACACAGCUGACCCUCUUCCUGCUCGGCCCUCCACUGCUUCUGGUCCCUUUCACCGUGCUUACAGUGCUGAUGAUAGCCUUGCUGCUGGUGAUAGCAGUGCUGAUGAUAGCCUAGCAGGUGAUAUGCACAGUGCCCCUUGGUUUCACCGGGCGGCGAGUGCAGGUGAUAGUUGCACUGGUGGUAGUUUUGCCAGCUCUGAUGCAGCAGCAGCAGCAGCAGCAGCAGCAAGUGCUGCAGCAUCAUCACUGGUGCUAGAUCUGGAUGUGCUCGACAGAGCAAGGCUGGCAAGUGCCACUUUGCCAUCUUCGUCGUCAUUGCCUUCAGCAGCCGGCCCAUCAGUAGCAGCAUGUGGGGUUGGGGUAUCGCCAGGAGCAGCCGAAUCAGAUGUGCAGGAAGCAGCGCAGCUAAGGCCGCCUAAGAGGAGAAGUAUGGAACACCAGUUCGACUCCUCCUCAGUACACUCCUCACCACUGACAUUCAAUCGAUCCUUGUCUCAGCAACAGCAGAAGCAGCAGCAGCAGCAAUAUCAAUCGCAGCAGCUGCUGCUGCGGGAACAGCUCCCGCCUAAAGCAUCAUACGCACGGCUCAACUCCCCUCUCAAAGGUUCUCCGGUGCAGCAACGGCAGAGACUCCCGAGUGACAGGCCACGCAAGACUGUCCAUAGCCGGAGCGCGUCGUACGACAUCACACAGAGGACUGGAUCGAGCUUCGAGGGGGGAUUCGGAAGGAGGUUGGUGAACCUAGACGAUGUUUUGUCACCAGCGUCAUCUACGUUCGAUGCCGAUGUGAACAGCAGGAUCGACGAAGGAGAUCUCAAACGGGUUCGCGCAUUUCGUCUCUCGAAACCAUAUUGCCCUGAUUCCUGAAUCUUCCGAGUCGACGCAAGAAUCAAUAUCUACAACUAAUGUUAUGCAAACAGCCAGCCUGGUGAUGAUGACACAGGCCUCAGGUCAGGCGUGUCCAUCAUUUUUUUCUCAACGCGACAUCACCCUAAUUCCCCAGUGAUCUCAGAAGUCUAGAAUUUGUCUGCCGACGGGCUUGGCAUGGCAGGGCAUAUAUUGAGAGGUCCGACAGAAGUGCAAGGAUGGGGCUGAGUGGGCGAGUGGUUGAGCAAGCAGGCAAGCGGAGCGAGGGAUACAACAUUUGUUUGUGUAAGGAAUUAGUAAUUCCUUACUGAGGCUUGCUACAGGGCGUACGACUCGAACAGUCCCGAACCAGCAAUAGGGUUCCAGACCUUUCAGUUCGAGCCUCCUGGGCCUUUCUCUUAGAACUGAGAGAAUUGAAUUAGCAAGAGAGAGUACCUAAGUGUUGUACCCUCUAAGAGGCAACCCUAUACAGUCUAUACAAACAUUAGAGAUGCACAUGUUUGACAUGUUGUGAUAUAAUUGAUACUUAGCA
Molecule: messenger RNA, 7762 nt
Organism: Closterium sp. NIES-67
Lineage: Eukaryota; Viridiplantae; Streptophyta; Zygnematophyceae; Desmidiales; Closteriaceae
Source: the annotation of a GenBank genome assembly